AUGAAAAUAGGAGAAGAACGGCUGGAGGAGAAGAUGAAAAAAAAAAAGAGGAAAAAUGACCCGACUCGUCUUUUAUGUGGGCGAAUAUGUGGUGUGGCGCGCACAAUAACGUAUUGUUUACCAUCGUCCUCUGACAGAUACAUUAUUCAACGUUUCCCGGUUACUGCUGUGGCCGCUGCCGCCUCCCCAAAAGCUUCCUUUUACAACUCUUUUAUAUCACUUUAUGUACAUACAGACCAACCCCACCCCGCCAACAUACCGACCCUCUUGAUCCCAGCUCUUCAUCCUAUUCGGUGCCUAUAA
This is a messenger RNA of Macrosiphum euphorbiae (potato aphid), 303 nucleotides long. NCBI's taxonomy places the organism in Eukaryota, Metazoa, Arthropoda, Insecta, Hemiptera, Aphididae. The record is from the annotation of a GenBank genome assembly.